AUGUUAAAGAUAGGCGGUGGCGCGGCGUUGCUCGCGGCCAUUGUAGCCGUCUUCGUAGUGGCCACCCAAGGCAGAGAUCCAGAUCUUGAGGCUUUGGAGCAAGAAGGUCGGGAGUACAUCAUGCACUUGGAUAAAAUGGCUGGCGUUAGAAAAAAUAGAGCUAGCCUCGCUGAAUGGGCAUAUACAUCCAAUAUAACUGAAGAAAAUGAAGAGAAAAGGAUACAAGUCCAACUGGAACUAUCAAAGCAAGAAAAGCAAGCUUGGGAGGAAACAAAGAUGUACAAAUGGCAAGACUUUCAAGACUUUUCCCUCCGUAGAAUGUUUAAGAAGUAUACUCAACUGGGCGUUUCGGCCUUACCUGAUGAUAAAUAUAAGUUAUUAAUGCAAUGUGUUUCUGGAAUGGAGUCUAACUACGCUACAUCGAAGAUCUGCGACUAUAAGAAUGCAACCAAAUGUGAUCUAGCGUUGGAACCAGAUAUAACAGAAAUAUUUACCAAGAGUCAAGACCCAGAUGAACUGAAGCACACGUGGGUGGAGUGGCACAAAGCGGCCGGCGCAAAAGCACGACAGAACUUCACGCAGUAUGUACAACUAGACAAUGAAGCGGCUAAGUUAAAUGGUUUCAAAGAUGUAGCCGAAUGGUGGCAGUCAGAAUAUGAAGUACCAGAUUUUGAGCAACAAUUAGCAAAGUUAUGGGAGGAUGUUAAGCCGCUUUACCAACAGUUACACGCGUAUGUGAGAAAACGUUUGCGAGACAAGUACGGUGAAGGCAUAGUCUCUGCGAGAGGGCCUAUUCCUGCGCAUUUGUUGGGUAACAUGUGGGCUCAAACAUGGACCAACAUAGAAUCAUUCACCCGACCAUAUCCUGAUAAGAAGGAGAUAGAUAUAACGAAAACAAUGAAGGAUCAAAACUACACGCCAUUAAAAAUGUUCCAAAUGUCAGACGAAUUCUUCAGAUCUCUCAAUUUGACGGCAAUGCCGGAAAAGUUCUGGAAGAAUUCCAUCAUUGAGAAGCCUACGGAUAGGGAAAUUGUUUGUCACGCGUCUGCUUGGGACUUUUACGAUGGAGAAGAUUUUAGGAUCAAACAGUGUUCGACAGUUGAUUACGAGUAUUUUCAAACAACGCACCACGAAAUGGGGCAUGUUCAAUACUUCUUGCAAUACAAAGAUCAGCCCGUUGUAUUCAGAGAUGGAGCGAAUCCAGUCAUACAUCAUGAGAUGGGUCAUAUACAAUAUUAUUUGCAGUAUAGACAUUUGCCUUUCGUUUUUCGGAAUGGAGCGAAUCCAGGUUUCCACGAGGCCGUGGGAGAUACGAUAGCUUUGUCGGUGUCAUCUCCUAAACAUUUGCGCAGAGUGGGGCUUAUUAGCGGCGAUGCGGAAGACGAACAGACUGAGAUAAAUCAGCUUUAUAAAAUGGGUAUAGAUAAGAUAGUAUUCCUGCCAUUCGCCUACACGCUGGAUCUGUUCCGCUACGGCGUGUUCCGAGGUAAUACCACGCCUGACGACUACAACUGCCACUAUUGGAGGCUCCGCGAUUCGCUACAAGGAGUGGAACCUCCCGUACCGAGGAGUGAAGAAGACUUUGAUGCGGCUGCUAAAUACCAUGUAUCUGCUGAUGUUGAAUACGCGAGAUACUACGUGUCGUUCAUAAUCCAGUUCCAGUUCCACCGCGCGCUGUGCCAGCUGGCGGGCGAGUACGCGCCCGGCGACGUCACGCGCAAGCUCGUCGACUGCGACAUAUACCAGAGCGUGCACGCGGGGAAUGCACUUGCGAACAUGCUCAAAAUGGGUUCUUCCAAGCCGUGGCCGGACGCGAUGGAGGCCCUGACGGGGCAGCGGGCGAUGCGCGCCGACGGCCUGCUCGAGUACUUCCGGCCGCUGCACGAGUGGCUGGAGGCGGAGAACCAACGGACCGGAGAGUUUAUCGGAUGGGAGCCUAGCAAGAUACAAUACUGCAGUGCGGAACAAAGAGCGGCGCUUGAGGCGGAAGGCGUGCGCGACUCUCGAGUGUCUAUCUCGGCUGGUGCAGUGCAUAGGACUACUUUGAUAAUGCUGAAGAUUUUCGUUGAGUUGGCCCUAGUUGGGGCUAUUGCCUCAGUCUUCAUAGUGGCAGCUCAAGGACGUGCAGCCGAAAGAGCUGCUGAAGAAGCAGCUGGUCGAGAAUACAUGCGGACUCUUGACGAAAUCACAUCUAAGGCUAAAAAUAAAAGGACUAUAGCGUCUUGGAACUAUGAGUCUAAUAUAACAGCUUACAAUGAGGAGAAACAGUUACAAGUUGCGCUCGAAGUAGCUGAAGAAGAAAAAGAAAAUUGGAAAGAAACAAUGACUUACCUCUGGCACGAAUUCGAAGAUCCUGAUCUUAGGAGAAUGUUUGAGAAGUAUUCGCGAUUGGGAACUUCUGCUUUACCAGAGGAUUUGAACCAGAGAUUAAUUCAAGCGAUCAAUAACAUGAAAACAACUUACGCCAAAGCAACUAUCUGUGAUUAUAAAGAUCGAUCAAAAUGUGACUUAUAUGUCGAACCAGAUGUAACCAACGUUUUUUCUACGAGCGAUGAUCCCGAAGAGCUUAAAUAUACGUGGUUAGAGUGGCACAAAGUAGCUGGUGCCGCGUCCAAAGGGAACUUUACCGAGUACGUCAAUAUGAACAACGAAGCUGCUAAAUUAAAUGGAUACGACAAUGUAGCAGAGUGGUGGAUAAGUGAAUACGAAGAAGAAGACAGUGAGGAUCAGUUUGCUGCACUGUGGGCUCAGAUCAAGCCUUUGUAUCAACAGAUACAUGCAUACGUAAGACGACACUUGAGGCUGAAAUAUGGAGAUGAUGUUGUAUCCGCUAAAGGGCCUAUACCAGCUCACUUAUUGGGUAAUAUUUGGGCACAAACUUGGAAUAAUGUGGAGAAGUUCACCAGACCAUACCCUGAAAAACCUGAAGUUGACGUUACAGCUGCACUCAUAGCCCAGAACUACACACCAUUAAAGAUUUUUAAGACAGCUGAAGAGUUUUUCAAGUCAUUAAAUUUAAGUGGAAUGCCUGAUACGUUUUGGGAAAACUCGAUUAUUGAAAAACCCAAUGAUGGUAGAGACAUGGUGUGUCACGCGUCUGCGUGGGAUUUCUUUGAUGGAGAGGAUUUCAGAAUUAAGCAAUGUACAACUAUCACGAAUGCAUUCUUUAAAACCACUCACCACGAGAUGGGUCAUAUCCAAUACUACUUGCAAUAUAAAGAUUUGCCUGUUAUUUAUAGAGCAGGAGCAAACCCAGGGUUCCAUGAAGCGGUCGGUGAUGUGAUGGCUCUAUCAGUAUCCACCCCUAAGCAUUUGAGAGUUUUGGGUUUGCUUGAAGAUGGACCAGAUGAUUUAGAAUCAAAUAUUAACCAAUUAUAUAAGAUGAUUUUAGACAAAAUAGUGUUCUUACCAUUCGCAUAUCUAUUAGACCUUUACCGUUACGGUGUGUUUCGUGGUACUACCACUGAAAGUGACUAUAAUUGUCAUUUCUGGAAAUUAAGAGAAGCUUUUCAAGGAGUAGAGCCUCCUGCACCUCGGAGUGAAGCUGAUUUUGAUCCUGCAGCUAAAUAUCAUGUAUCAGCUGAUGUAGAAUAUAUGAGAUAUUACAUCUCCUUUAUAAUCCAGUUCCAGUUCCAUCGAUCUUUGUGUCAAAUAGCAGGCGAGUAUUCUCCCGGGGACUCUAACAAGUUGCUCUCUAACUGCGAUAUUUACAGGAGCACGGCUGCUGGCAAUGCUUUUGGUAAAAUGUUACAACUCGGUUCGUCUAAGCCCUGGCCAGAUGCGAUGGAAGUGUUAACGGGUCAGCGUCGUAUGGACGCUAGCGGAGUGUUGGAGUACUUCGAGCCGCUGCACGAGUGGUUGAAGGCAGAGAAUGAACGUACCGGAGAAUAUAUCGGUUGGGAGCCUAGUACUGUUCAAUAUUGCACACCCGAGCAAAAGAGUGCUAUGGCGGAUUCAGAGUUUCUCAAAAGUUUAAAUAAACGUGUCGGUCAA
Brenthis ino (lesser marbled fritillary) is the source of this 3993-nucleotide messenger RNA. The record is from the annotation of a GenBank genome assembly. NCBI's taxonomy places the organism in Eukaryota, Metazoa, Arthropoda, Insecta, Lepidoptera, Nymphalidae.